Messenger RNA from Zymoseptoria tritici IPO323, 1230 nucleotides. RefSeq lists its product as uncharacterized. The record is from RefSeq and is a predicted model, not a curated record. Lineage: Eukaryota; Fungi; Ascomycota; Dothideomycetes; Mycosphaerellales; Mycosphaerellaceae. The transcript is spliced from 2 exons. The coding region runs from base 1 to 1185 and encodes 394 amino acids.
AUGGCGGCCUCAGUCACCUUCGAGCGACCGGAAGAGGUUGCAACCAAAGUCAUGAGAAGAGUCCAGGUCUCCAAAAUGACCCGAGCAUUACAAGACCGCCUCGCCCUCGCCAACGUGAAGAUUCAAAACGGAUGGCAGAACAUGAGCUUGGACGCUAUCGAGCCACAAGUGGAAGAACGUUUAAAGAGAAGGAAGAGACCGGCCUCGAGCAAUGAUACCAUAUCCGACUCUGCAUCUACCACAUCCAGUCGAUUGCAGUCCUCGCCUCUCACCGAGCCUUUAUUCUCCGACGACUACCCACCACGCUCCGGCGGCAGCUAUCGCCCAAAACGCAUUCGCACGGCGAUGAACCCACCGCCAAUCCUCGCACCUCCGAGCAUACCCAUCACUACUGCCCAAACCGGUAGACGAACACGAACCGCUGCUAGUAGACAACCUACCUGGAAGAAGGCUUCUGGUCUUGCAGAGUCUUCCCCUAUCAAGCACACCAAGCACACCCGCCUUCCUUCCCACAACGUCUCCCACCUCUCCUUCACCGAAGACGACGAACCGCCCUCCCCAGAAUUCAGCGAGGACGACGAUACCGAUCUACCUCUUACAUCGUUUGCGGCGAACAACAACAAGACCUCCCGUACUACGAAUGCCACCUCUCCUCCUCACACUCCUCCUCCCGACCGCCACGUCCGUCACAUCAACCAGGUAUCCUGGUCCCGCACACCACGCACAUCCCACAAUCCCGACGAUGGCGCCGAUCUGUUGAUGUACCUUGCGACAUCACCAUCACCAGCCAUAGGCUCCCACCGCAUUACGAAUCGCUCCAACAUCCCCCAACCCUCCACCGUCAUCGCACCGCCUUCCACACCACCCUGCAAAUCGACUCCGCUCCCAUCCUCACACAUGACGCCUGGCUUCCUCGGUGGGUUCGGGGCGCCUAACACACCUGGCAAUACCUUCAACUUUGCAGACUUUGUCACUUUGACGCCCAGCCCUGCUCAAGUACACUGGUCGAGGACUCCAGUUGCGGGCGGUCGGACACCGGGUCAAGCCGGCACGAGUGCGAGGCGGAGGUUGAACUUCGAGGGAGGACUGAUGCCUCCAGGUGGACUGAGUCCGGUCAUGACCAGAGGGAGGAGAGAUGGCGGCGAAGGCCUGGGCAUGGAGUUGGGAGGAGAAUUGGUUUCAUGAACGAGGAUGAGAUGGAAUAUGAAGUUCAUGAUGGACACUACAGGC